CCAUCAUGAGUAUAUAUGGGACAGCUCCCUUCGACGACGAUAGCCGAAUAUCUUUUCUCUUCCAGCGACGAUCAAGAUCAACUCGGUAAUUUCAAGAAGACCAAUUACCUCGACAAGCCCUUCCAAAAUGCGAGCCUCCACCACUCUUCUGGGCCUUGCUGCCUCCCUGCCCCAACUUACUUGGGCCCACGGUUACGUUUCCGGUGUCACCGUCAACGGGAAGUGGACUGCUGGUUCGAACCCGGUCUGGUACUACCUCCCAUCCGGGUCGGCCCCCGCGACCGCAGGUUGGGAUUCUCUGAACCAGGAUCUCGGCUUCGUCGAGCCCGCAAGCUUCGGGACCGUGGAUAUCUCCUGCCACAAGUCCGCCAAAGCAGGCCAGAACUUCAUCGAGGCACAAGCCGGUGAUACGGCCAUCUUCUACUGGAAUACGUGGCCCGACUCGCACAAGGGACCCAUUAUCAACUACAUCUCUCCCUUCCAAUCGAAUGUCGCAGACCUUCGAUGGUCCAAGUUCAGCCAAGCGAGCAUCGUCAGCGGCACCACUUGGGUAACCGACGAACUAAUCGCCAACAACUUCACAACAACCGUCACGAUCCCCCGAAACCUCAGGCCGGGCGACUAUGUUAUCCGACACGAAAUCAUCGCCUUACACGGCGGCCAGAGCGACAACGGGGCGCAAGCCUACCCUCAGUGCCUGAAUUUCAGGGUCACUGGCAGCGGCUCCGUGGCCCCGACUUCUGGUGUACCCGGAACCAGUCUCUACCAGAGGAACGAGCCAGGCAUCAUUUUCAACCUGUACACUUCGUACUCUAGCUACACAUACCCCGGACCUCAGCUCUGGACCGCCGCGAACUAAGAACACAUACGGCACAGAAUAGAUUCGACGCUCCGCCGCUGCACCACACGUCAGAAUCGAAACUCGAUUUGGGUUGUAAGCUAUCAUGGGGGAGGGGGA
Durotheca rogersii is the source of this 958-nucleotide messenger RNA. RefSeq names its product lytic polysaccharide monooxygenase. Lineage: Eukaryota; Fungi; Ascomycota; Sordariomycetes; Xylariales; Xylariaceae. The coding region runs from base 128 to 859 and encodes 243 amino acids. The transcript is spliced from 2 exons. The record is from RefSeq and is a predicted model, not a curated record.